Spea bombifrons (plains spadefoot toad) is the source of this 6253-nucleotide messenger RNA. RefSeq names its product fer-1-like protein 4. NCBI's taxonomy places the organism in Eukaryota, Metazoa, Chordata, Amphibia, Anura, Pelobatidae. Gene Ontology annotation, biological process: plasma membrane organization. The coding region runs from base 102 to 6182 and encodes 2026 amino acids. The transcript has 45 exons. Gene Ontology annotation, cellular component: membrane. The record is from RefSeq and is a predicted model, not a curated record.
AGAGAGCGGGAGCUGGGCGGCGGAUCCCCUCCGCACUGGCACGAGACUCCCACAGAGCAUUUGGGACGCUUCGCUGCGGCCGGCUUUGGAUUUAGGCGACUAUGUCUUUAAGCAUCAGUCUGAAGAGGGUCACCAACCUCCCGGGGAGGCACGAGAGACGGGUGACCCUGGCCUUCAGAGGUUUCACGCAUAAAUCCAAGAAAAUCAACGCCGGAUCCGUGGCGGAGUUUGGCGAGUUAUUCCGUUGGCCACAUUAUGGGAAGCCGGUGUUUGAAGAAGUUCUUGUUGUCAAGGUGUACAACUGCAGCAAGGUAUUCUCUAACCGAUCGCUGGGCACCCUAAUAAUCAGCCUGCAGCACCUCCCGAAGAGCGGCCGCCUGAACCUAACGGAAGCCCUAGUGGACAAAAACUACAGCAUUACGGGGAUCUACGUUGAGUUGGAUAUCCGUUACCAGCCUCCCGAAGGCUCUGCUGGCGCGUGGCUGGGAGAUGACUUUUUCGCUUCGGUGGAAGACAGUUCUGCAUUCAUUAUCCGGAACGUUGGUUUUGAAGACGAGGAUUCCAACGCUGAAGCGGCUCGUAAAAAAGAUAUCGAUGCGGUGCGUAUCGGAAGGAAACUGGUGAAAGGUUCAGAUGAUGAUGAUGACGACGACUCUUACGAUGAUGCGGAAAUAGAGAUAUCUGGAGUUAAUUUCACUCCAGUGCUAAGCCGUUGUAACGUUCCCUUGAAGGACUUGACAGCCAACCCCAAACCUCGGAACUUCCAGAUCGCCGUCACUGUCAUACAGGCCCAAAAGCUUGUCGGGGUGAACAUUGACCCGGUGGUGCACGUGAAGGUUGGAGAUGAGAAACGACACACAAUGACCCAGAAAUCUACAAACUGCCCUUAUUACAACCAGUACUUUCUGUUUGAAUUCCUUGAGCCGCGGGAACUUGUAUUCAAUAAACUCAUUGAGAUUUCUGUUGUUCAUGCAAAAAAAAUCCCAUUUAUGGGAACACGUCUGGGGACGUUUAAAAUCGACGCAGGAACCGUGUACAAUCAGCAAGAUCACAGGUUUCUUCAGAAAUGGGCGGUUAUCACAGACCCGAAAGAUACCAGAGCUGGAAUAAAAGGUUUUGUGAAAUGUAACCUAUCUGUUCUUACGAGGGGAGACCCUAUGACCGCUCCGCCAUCUUCUACCAGUGGCCAGAAUGAUGAUGUUGAAAAAAACUUACUGCUUCCCAAGAGGGUUCCCGCAGAACGACCAUGGUCAAAAAUCUGUAUUAAAAUAUAUAAAGCCGAGGGUCUUCCAAGCAUGAGUUCUGGAAUUAUGGGAAGCUUCUCCAAGAUAAUGGGGGAGAAGAAAGUGUUUAUUGAUCCUUACGUCCAGGUUUCAUUUUCAGGGCAACAGGGUGAAACCUCCGUGGAGAGCGACACUACUUCCCCAGAGUGGAACGAGCAGAUCAGUUUCAUCGAGCAGUUUCCUCCUCUUGUGAGAAAGAUGAAAGUCCAAGUUCUAGACGAUGCUCACAUUGGGGAUGUGGCUCUGGCCACUCAUUUUAUCGACCUACAACAGAUAUCUGACCCAAGCAGAAAUGCUGGAUACAACCCAACUUUUGGACCAGCCUGGGUAAACCUGUACGGGUCUCCCCAAAACUACACGUUGAGAGACGUUCAUCGGGACCUGAAUGAAGGUCUCGGUGAGGGGAUAUUCUACAGAGGCCGCAUCCUUAUCGCCUUAUCCGUGGAAAUAUUUACCAAUAACAACGUGCAAGAAAAGAAACCAUUGCAGGCCUUAAAAAACGCAUUCAGCAAGUUGAAGAUGAAGAAAAAGAGUAAAAAAUCAAAGGAAAAGGAAAAAGAAAGUGUAGCAGAACAGAGUAAAGAAGGUGAAGGGGGUGAAGAAGAGAAAGAAAAUGAACAGCCUAAUGCCGUCACGGUCGAAGUUGAUGAUAUUCUACCAUUUCCAGAGAAUGCUCUGGGAACCAAGGAAGAAUUCCUUUUAUUCGGUGCGCUGUUUGAAGUCACGAUGAUCGACCCCAGUAUCGGCACCAAACCAGUAAAAUUUGAGUUUUCUAUAGGGAACUACGGAAAAGUGGCGGAGGUGAUCACAAAAACAUCCAAGAAGAAAGAGAGACCCGAGACCGUGCCCGAGGAGCGCCAGGGUCUGCUGGACACCGGUUCAGAAGAUGAACUGGAAGUGGACAUCCAGCCCGCAAGCUCUGAGCAGGAGGGUAAAUCGGUAACUCCCAGCAUGAGACCGGAACCAACAGAAUUCGACAGUUCAUACAGUUGUAUUCCUAUUGUGAACGACAAGCCGUGCGUAUAUGUGUGGAGUUACUGGGAGGACCACAGCUGGAGACUGUACAACUCCAACUGGAUUAUCAAGAUAGCGGAACGCCUGGAACAUGGACUCGAAGAAGUGGAAAAACUUACCAGAAGACCUAAAUCCAACCCAGAGGUGCGACUGAAGCAGGUUCUGGAAGAAUUUGUUGCCGGUUGCCGACAGUACUCGCUCAACUCAGGCAAGAGGGCAAUGACCCGGCCCAAUAACCUGGACCGAUGCAGAAUGAAAUCCCUCUCCCACAACAUUAUUCUUUAUGCAAAGCAAGCGCUGCGCGCGAGCCGGCGGCUGAACAAGCAUAACGUUAAAGAGAAGAUUAAAGACGCAAAGAAAAUCCUUACAAAAGUCAGAUACUUAGCCAAAGAGCCACAGUGCACACUGCCAGACGUUAUGGUCUGGCUGUUCAGUAAUAACAAGCGGAUCGCUUACACCCGGAUCCCGGCCCAGAACAUCCUCUACUCCGUGGUGGAAGAGGAGAAGGGAAAGGACUGCGGCAAAAUCACCACCGUGUUCUUCAAGACACCAGGAACGUACAACAGAGAAAUCUUUGCAAAAGCUGAAAUAUAUUUGUGGCUCGGAGUGACAAAGUACGCCAAGAACAGCACAGCCGACCUGCCGGAGGACUUCAAGCUGAUGUACGAGAGGAACGGCGAGCUCAUAGAUACCCCGACCCCAAAUCCACCCAUCCUGCUCAACCGAGAUGAUUACUGUUAUUUCCAACUCCGCGCUCACCUGUAUCAGGCCCGAGGCAUUCUGCCUGCUGAUGAUAAUGGCUUGUCUGAUCCUUUUGCUCGGGUAAUAUUUGGAAAUCAGUGUCAAAGUACCCAGGUCAUUAAUGAGACUCUGGCCCCACUGUGGAAUGAGCUCUUAAUAUUCGAUCAUCUUGUUAUUGACGGUAACAGGGAAGAUCUGAGGAACGAUCCCCCACUUAUUAUCAUCAACAUUUUUGAUAUGGACAAGUUUGGAUCUCCAGAUUUCUUGGGUCGGGCCUUUGCCACUCCUAUUGUUACUCUCCUGGGAGAUGACGAUAAUGAAGAUGAAAACCCAAAAUAUGUCCAGCCUUCCCUGCACUUCUUUGACAUUACAAAAGGGAACAUGGAUGCUGGGGAACUUAUAGCCAUCUUUGAGUUAAUAGAACUUGACAGCAAAAAGUAUUUGGAGCCAACAAUACCGGAUUAUGUGGAACCCAAAGAACCUGAAUUCAUGGACGAGCAAUCUGAACGCUUUAUUAUCCCUAGAGGCAUCCGUCCAGUACUAAAGGAGUUCCGAAUAGAGGUACUUUUCUGGGGCUUGAGAGAUUUGAGGAGGAUAAAUCUUUUCGAGGUGGAUCAGCCUCAAGUCCGCAUCGAAUGCGCCGGAAAGAUAGUGGAAUCCGAGGUUAUUUUAAAUUACAAAGAAUUCCCCAAUUUUACUGAGCUGGUUAAAUCUAUCGAAGUGGAACUGCCAGAACAGGUAUAUCUCCACCCGCCCCUAAGCAUCUUUGUUGUGGAGAAGCGAGCCUUUGGCCGCUCUGUCUUGGUGGGAACGACAGUGGUAUCUCAUCUCAUGAAGUUCGCUCCCAAAGAGUUAGAGGAAAAGAGCGAGGAAGAAGAGGAACAACAGAAACAAAAAAAGAACUUCCCUCGGAUAAACUCCAUGCCGCGUAUUACAAGCAAUGAAUCCGAUGACAAAGGAACAAGUAGCAGAUUCAACCCUCUUAACCUUGUGAAGGAUCCUCUCAAGAGUUUAAAUAAAGUCAUAAAGGAGGAAGAGCUGGAAGAAGAGAAACCAGAUCCAGAAGAGUUAGAUUGGUGGUCAAAGUACUACGAAUCUUUAAGAGAAAUAAAUGAUCAGAUCUAUGCUGCCGAAGAAGACGAGGAUGGAGAGAACGAAGAAGCUGGUGAUGCAGGGAACAUGAAUGUAGCCUCAUUAGAUGCUGAUGGUGAGGAGGACUUUACUGUUGAAAUAGAAGUUGUGAAGCCGAAGAGGAAAACAAUAGCGACUCUAACGAUCUACAAUUCUGAGCUGGAAAAUGAAUUUGACAAUUUUGAAGACUGGCUGCACGUUUUCCCCUUAUAUCGCGGCAAGGCGUUAGACGAUGACGAUGGUAACGAGGAAGAUAACUUUAUGGGAAAGUAUAAGGGUUCUUUUUACAUUUAUUCAGCAGAAGAGGCCACCUCCGACUUCCAAAUAAUGAAAGGUGUGCCAAGAAACCGCCCGGUGAAAGUUCUUGUCAGGAUAUACAUUGUUAAAGCGACUAACUUGUCCCCAGCAGAUCCUAAUGGAAAGGCCGAUCCAUACGUUGUUGUAAAGGUGGGAGAACAGCAGCACGACAGCAAGGAACGAUACAUCCCCAAACAGUUAAAUCCAGUGUUUGGAGAGGUGUUUGAAGUAACGAUCUCAUUCCCCAUGGAAUCAGAGCUCACAAUCUCGGUUUUUGACCACGAUCUCGUUGGUUCCGAUGACUUGAUUGGAGAAACAAAGUUGGAUCUGGAAAACCGUUUCUACAGCAACCAUCGAGCAAAUUGUGGAUUUGCAUCUCAGUAUGAUUCAGACGGAUAUAACAAAUGGAGGGAUGCAUUUAAACCAACCCAGAUUUUAAGCUCUUUGUGUAAGAAGCACAGUCUUCCAGCCCCGGAGUACCGGAGAGAGGAGGUCAAGGUGAACAGCAAGAUAUUUAAGAUACCCAGUGAAGCAUUUCCAAACGAGGCACAUGUGAGAGAUAAGAACAAAGAGGAGGAUGAGAUGUUGGCAGACUAUGAUGAGCACAAAGCCUUGUAUGUUCUUCAGCACUGGGACGAGAUGCCAGAGUAUGGCUGCCGACUGGUACCGGAGCAUUUAGAAGUGAGAACUCUUUACAAUGAAGAAAAUCCCGGCUUGGGACAGGGAUCCCUACAUAUGUGGAUUGACAUGUUCCCAAACGACGUUCCUGCACCUCCACCAGUGAACAUCAAGCCACGAGCACCAGUCAGUUAUGAGCUGCGUGUCAUCAUUUGGAAUACAGAUGAUGUCAUUCUAGAUGACGUUAAUCCAUUUACUGGCGAGCCAUCGAGUGACAUUUAUGUCAAGGGGUGGAUUAGAGGCUUGGAGGGUGACAAACAGGAAACCGAUGUACAUUUUAACUCCUUAACUGGAGAAGGGAACUUUAACUGGAGGUUUGUAUUCCGGUUCGACUAUCUCCCGACAGAGAAGGAGGUCACAUAUAAGAAGAAGGAAUCCAUCUUCUCCUUAGAGGAGUCAGAGUUCAGAGAACCAGCUGUCCUUGCCCUCCAAGUCUGGGAUUAUGACCGUAUUUCAGCUAACGAUUUUCUAGGAUCAAUAGAGCUGAAAUUAAGUGACAUGGUACGUGGAGCAAAGGCUGCCCAACAAUGUACAAUUAAAAUGGCCAAGGAUAGGGCCGCCCCCCGCUUCUCGAUCUUCAGGAACAAGCGCAUGAGAGGGUGGUGGCCCUUCAUCAAACUCAAAAGUGAGGAAGAUGAAGAGAGGGAGGAAAGAGAGGCCAAAGAGAAGAAAAAGAAGAAAAAGAAAAAGAGGAAGAAUGUGAAUCCCGAGGAUGUGCAGUUUACGGACCCAAGUGGGAAUACAUACAUAUUGGCAGGAAAAGUGGAAGCGGAGUUUCAGUUGUUGACGUUGGAGGAGGCCGAGAAGAGUCCGGUGGGACUGGCACGUAAGGAACCGGAGCCGCUGGAGAAACCAAACCGUCCUAAAACUUCCUUCAACUGGUUUGUCAACCCCCUGAAGACAUUCAUCUUCUUCAUCUGGAAGCGAUAUAAGAAAUACAUCAUCGCUCUGAUCAUCAUAGCCAUCCUGACAGUUUUCCUGGUUCUUAUACUGUACACCAUGCCUGGAUACAUCAGCGAGAAGAUUAUUAACGGAUAGUCCUCUCGGAUGUAGCGGACUAAAUAAAAAAGCGUGGCAUCCAUCAGAUCUACAAACUUUAAUUAUUCUGU